Carlito syrichta (Philippine tarsier) is the source of this 1617-nucleotide messenger RNA. It is a transcript of the gene FOSL1, whose product is annotated as FOS like 1, AP-1 transcription factor subunit. The record is from RefSeq and is a predicted model, not a curated record. Lineage: Eukaryota; Metazoa; Chordata; Mammalia; Primates; Tarsiidae. Bases 125 to 943 code for a protein of 272 amino acids. Gene Ontology annotation, biological process: regulation of transcription by RNA polymerase II. The transcript has 4 exons. Gene Ontology annotation, molecular function: DNA-binding transcription factor activity, RNA polymerase II-specific; RNA polymerase II cis-regulatory region sequence-specific DNA binding. Gene Ontology annotation, cellular component: nucleus.
CCCCCGCGGCGGCGGUGGUUCCGCCCGAGAACGUUUCAUUCAUAAAAAGAAAAGACUCCGCGAGGCGCGAGUGAGUCAGGACCGAAGCCGCCGACGCGGACCCCGCAGAGCACCAGCCCAGGGCAUGUUCCGAGACUUCGGGGAGCCGGGACCCAGCUCCGGGGCCGGCAGCGCGUACGGCGGCCCCGCGCAGCCCCCUCCCGCGGCGCAGGCGGCGGCCGCGCAGAAGUUCCACCUUGUUCCAAGCAUCAACGCUGUGAGUGGCAGUCAGGAGCUGCAGUGGAUGGUACAGCCUCACUUCCUGGGGCCCGGCAGCUACCCCAGGACUCUGGCCUACCCCCAGUACAGCCCCCCACAACCCCGGCCGGGAGUCAUCCGGACCCUGGGGCCGCCUCCAGGAGUACGGCGCCGGCCCUCUGAACAGAUCAGCCCAGAGGAAGAAGAGCGUCGCCGAGUAAGGCGCGAGCGGAACAAGCUGGCAGCGGCCAAGUGCAGGAACCGGAGGAAGGAACUGACCGACUUCCUGCAGGCGGAGACAGACAAACUGGAAGACGAGAAGUCCGGGCUGCAGCGAGAGAUCGAGGAGCUGCAGAAGCAGAAGGAACGCCUGGAGCUCGUGCUGGAAGCCCACCGACCCAUCUGCAAAAUCCCAGAAGGAGCCAAGGAGAGGGACACAGGCAGCACGAGCGGCACCAGAAGCCCACCAGCCCCCUGCCGCCCUGUCCCUUGUAUCUCCCUUUCCCCGGGGCCCGUGCUGGAACCGGAGGCGUUGCACACCCCCACCCUCAUGACCACACCCUCCCUGACUCCUUUCACCCCCAGUCUGGUCUUCACCUACCCCAGCACUCCUGAGCCCUGCGCCUCAGCUCAUCGUAAGAGUAGCAGCAGCAGCGGGGACCCCUCCUCUGACCCCCUGGGGUCCCCCACCCUCCUUGCUUUGUGAGGCCCCCAAGUCCUACACCCCGCAGGCGCCAUCCUCGCCGAAUCUCCUCCCUUCCCCCAUGGGUCCAGCUGGCCUGGACCGUAUCCCACACCCAACCCAUCGUGUUCUUCUCCAUCCCUCCAGAGGAGGCUAUCUUUGGCUUUAUGGUAGAACCAGGCUGGAGCCGCCAAAGCGGCCCACUGUUUCUCUAGAGCCGGUCUCUAGCACAGUUUGCACUAAAUCCGAGACAAAAUGUUUCCCACUUGUGCCGGAGGCAUCCUGGCAGUCCAGACACUCUGUAGACCCCCAGAGGCCCUCUGGAGCCCUAACCCCUGCCAGACCACCCCCACACCCUCCACCACCCUCUUCCUGUGAUCCAUCCAACUGUACCCUGACAGAAGGUGCCACUCUACCAGCCUAGAACACUAAAUCACCCAGCCCCACCGCCAGCAGCAGCAGGUGAUUGGACCAGGGGAUUCUGCCUGCCCCUCCGGAAUGCCACAGCUUGGGGGUGCCAGAGGCUUCCGUGACAAGCUGACUUGCAGACCCCAGCUUUGAGAAGCCUUUAGCUCCAGGGAAUCCAAGCCUUCACAGCAAGGACAGCUGCUAUUUAUUUUCCUAAAGAGAGUAUUUUUAUACAAACCGGCCAAAAUGGAAUAAAAAAGGCUUGAAGCUCUGACCUGGGUGUCUCAUUG